Haliotis rubra (blacklip abalone) is the source of this 2199-nucleotide messenger RNA. RefSeq names its product zinc metalloproteinase nas-13-like. Lineage: Eukaryota; Metazoa; Mollusca; Gastropoda; Lepetellida; Haliotidae. Gene Ontology annotation, molecular function: zinc ion binding; metalloendopeptidase activity. Gene Ontology annotation, biological process: proteolysis. The coding region runs from base 82 to 1476 and encodes 464 amino acids. The transcript is spliced from 12 exons. The record is from RefSeq and is a predicted model, not a curated record.
AUGAGCAGAUACACGAAGUGGUCAGAAUCGUUACAUAUAAACGUACAGCAGUAGCGGGCUUGAGUUAGGGUUCAACUACACAUGUACAGCGAUUGCAAGAAAGUGCUGAAAAUGAAGAUUGUGGUUAUUCUUCUAGGGCUUGUAUCUUAUCAGGCGUGUGAUGCAGCACCAGCUGAUGGCAAGACUAUCGAUCAGAUCAUCAUGGAAUCAGCUUCUUCCCAUGAGAUGUUUGAUCUAAUUCACGACAUGGGUGACGGGGAGAUGAUGGUGAUGGUGGAGUUGGAUAUUCUGAUGACGCUAAAGGAACUAGCAAAAUACGGGGAGAGAAGAUCACGAAGCAAGAGGAAAGCUACCUCCAGUGACCGACAGCUUUGGGAAAACUGCAACGUCUACUAUGAGACCGUAGAUGCUGAUUUUACUGACUCGGACCAAGCCGUCAUAAAAGAAGCUUUAGCGGAAUGGGAGAACUACACAUGUCUUAACUUCAGAAAAAGCAGCACCGAGCAAAGUCGAAUUCGAGUCCGCAACGGUGGGGGAUGCUAUUCCAGACUUGGGAGAACGGGGGGCGUUCAGGACCUGGCAUUGGCUCCCAACUGCCGUAGCAAAGGUGUGGUUGUACACGAAUUUGGCCACGCAAUUGGAUGGUUCCACGAGCAGGCGAGACCUGACAGGGAUGACUACGUCACCAUCAACUUCGACCAAAUCCCCGUCAACUGGAGGUCACAGUUUGGAAAAGUGGCACAAGCUCUCGUCAACGACCGCGGUGUCGAAUACGACUAUGACAGCAUCAUGCACUACUCUGGCAAUACUUUCGGACCCGGCACCAUUGUGACACGUGAUCCAGAAGACCAAGACCGACUAGGACAGCGGUUCGGCUUGAGCUUCCGUGACAUCAAAUUGGCCAAUCUCAUGUACAACUGUGCAGGGACCAUGGGCUGCACAACAAGGCCUUGUCCUGGGGAGGGGUUCCGAGCCAAGGACUGCAGGUGUUACUGCCCAGGGCCUCUCAGAACCAGUCCUGUUGUCCCAUGUGGAAAUUCGCCGAUAGUGACAACCAAGGCAACAACCCCAACAACAACAACGUCUGCAACAUCUACAACAGAAGGUGUUCCACCAGGACCCGACUGUAUGGAUGUACGGAGCGGCUGCGCUGACCUCAAGGCCAGGGGUCUCUGUACUAACGACAUGGCUAGAAUGAGUGUCUUCUGCAGAAAAACAUGUAACCUCUGCGGCACAACCCCCUCAGAGUCUUGCAUGGACUAUGACGAAGGCUGUCCCCUGUUCGCCGCCAAUGGCUACUGUGAGAGGGACGGACUUGGAGUUUUCUUUAGAGACGAAUGUCCUCUGUCUUGUAAAGAGUGCACACCAACGGACGAAUGCGCAGCCUUCCAGAGCCAGAGUUCCUCUUCCGGUCACAUGUCACCCAGCCUAGCAACAUUUAUAAUGAUGGUUGUUGCUAUUUGGGGCUUCUGUUGAAGUUGGUAACAAAAGUUCGAAAGUACGCCAAAAAUAAAAGAAUCCAUGGUCAGGCGUUUAUUUCAGGUCACGGUCUGUAGAUAGUAUCUGUUUUCCCGUGUGAAAUACCCCUAUUUUAUUGACUUGCUUUUACUAGAUACGUGUAGAGAAUUUGUGUGACGUGAUGCUUGAAUGACCGGAAUUUAUUGAUACAGCCCCAGCGGAUAUAGCCAUAGUAUAAGAAACAUUAAACUACCUCUUCACUGCGGAUAAUAUACAGUGUAUUUAUUUUAUGUUGCCAUAGUGAUAAAUGCAGAUUCCGUAUCCUCGAAUGAAUGGACUUAUCAAUCCAAAGUUAUAAUCUUGGAAACCCUUUCCAGAUCAGAUGAUACAAUGAGUUUUGUGUUUCUGUAUUAUUUCAAAUUCAAAGUCAUAUGUGUGUACAUAUAUAGAGAGAGAGGGAUGAGACACACUGAACGAGAGCGUGAGAGAGAGAGAGAAAGAAAAGACAGAGAAAGAGACUGAUGCCGAUGCUUCCUGUGAACUUGCCUGUAAUCUUAGCAGUAUAUACUUAAAACGACAGAUUGAUGUCAAUCAAAGUAUCCACAGAUUUGUUUCUCUAAUAUAUUUAGUUAACAUUGAUGUUGUAAAAAUUUGUCCAGGUAUAUUUGUCAUGCUACAACAGGUUGUAUACAGCCGCCUCCUAAAUACUGUAUUUUAUAAUAUGAAUAAAUUAUCUAUCUG